Molecule: messenger RNA, 561 nt
Organism: Aspergillus nomiae NRRL 13137
Lineage: Eukaryota; Fungi; Ascomycota; Eurotiomycetes; Eurotiales; Aspergillaceae
Product: MFS transporter
Exons: 3
Biological process (GO): transmembrane transport
Molecular function (GO): transmembrane transporter activity
Source: RefSeq, a predicted model, not a curated record
CUCACCACGGCCCUGAUCUCCGGCCUCUUCUACCUCGCCCCAGGAGCAGGCUUCCUGAUCGGCAGCAUCGUCGGCGGCAAACUCUCCGACCGCACCGUCCGCAAGCACAUCGCCCGCCGCGGCUUCCGAUUACCCCAGGACCGCCUCAACUCCGGCCUCGUCACCCUGUUCGCCGUGCUGCCCGUUUCGGCGCUGAUCUACGGCUGGACCCUGCAGGAGGAGAAGGGCGGCAUGGUCGUACCCAUCUUGGCGGCGUUUUUUGCUGGCUGGGGGCUGAUGGGGAGUUUUAAUACCUUGAAUACUUAUGUUGCUGAGGCCUUGCCGCAUAAACGCUCCGAAGUCAUCGCUGGGAAGUAUAUCAUCCAGUAUGUCUUUUCGGCGGGGAGUAGUGCGCUUGUGGUGCCGAUUAUUAAUGCGAUUGGGGUUGGGUGGACUUUUACCAUUUGUGUGAUCCUUUCCAUCAUCGGUGGUCUGUUAACGAUGGCUACCUCGCGAUGGGGCCUUGAUAUGCAACAAUGGGCGGAGCGCAAGUUCCGCAUUCAUGAUAAACCUGGGUUUUGA